Molecule: messenger RNA, 1101 nt
Organism: Saccharomyces cerevisiae S288C
Lineage: Eukaryota; Fungi; Ascomycota; Saccharomycetes; Saccharomycetales; Saccharomycetaceae
Gene: BCD1
Product: Bcd1p
Exons: 1
Coding region: 1-1101 (366 amino acids)
Cellular component (GO): nucleus
Source: RefSeq, marked reviewed
AUGGCGGUGUUGUGUGGUGUAUGCGGAAUAAAAGAGUUCAAAUACAAGUGUCCAAGAUGUUUGGUGCAAACUUGCUCUUUGGAGUGUUCCAAGAAGCACAAGACAAGGGACAAUUGCUCAGGUCAAACACAUGAUCCUAAGGAGUAUAUAUCGAGUGAGGCGUUGAAACAGGCGGACGACGACAAGCACGAACGAAAUGCUUAUGUCCAGAGGGACUACAACUAUCUGACGCAGUUGAAGCGAAUGGUGCAUGUACAAAAGAUGGAUGCUAGAAUGAAGAACAAGCGGGUUCUGGGGCCUGUGGGCGGCCACAACUCUAAUUUCAAGAAGAGAAGAUACGAUAUAGAUGAGGAUGAUCGUGAUAGCACGGAGUGUCAGAGGAUAAUUAGGAGGGGGGUGAACUGUUUGAUGCUACCCAAGGGGAUGCAGCGAUCAUCGCAAAACAGGAGCAAGUGGGACAAAACGAUGGACCUAUUUGUAUGGAGCGUGGAGUGGAUUCUAUGUCCUAUGCAGGAAAAGGGUGAGAAAAAGGAGCUUUUCAAACAUGUCAGCCACCGUAUCAAAGAGACAGACUUUUUGGUGCAAGGGAUGGGCAAGAACGUUUUCCAAAAAUGCUGUGAAUUCUAUCGCUUGGCUGGAACAAGCUCUUGCAUAGAGGGCGAAGACGGUUCGGAGACCAAAGAGGAAAGAACACAGAUCCUACAGAAGAGUGGGCUCAAAUUCUACACGAAAACGUUCCCUUACAACACCACGCAUAUAAUGGAUUCAAAAAAACUGGUGGAGUUGGCUAUACAUGAGAAAUGCAUCGGAGAAUUGUUGAAGAACACCACAGUGAUCGAGUUUCCCACGAUAUUCGUUGCCAUGACAGAGGCUGACCUACCAGAGGGCUACGAGGUGCUACACCAGGAACCCCGCCCACUUGAGCAUACGAGUACACUGAACAAGUUUAUUGACAAUGCAAGGGAGGAGGAAGACGCUGAAGAGGACUCUCAACCGACAGAAGAACCUGUACAGAAGGAAACACAGGACGCCAGCGACAGCGACAGCGACAGCGACGAUGACUACAAUCCGGGCUUAUCCAUGGAUUUCCUCACUGCAUGA